Molecule: messenger RNA, 1958 nt
Organism: Oncorhynchus tshawytscha (Chinook salmon)
Lineage: Eukaryota; Metazoa; Chordata; Actinopteri; Salmoniformes; Salmonidae
Gene: plaat1l
Product: phospholipase A and acyltransferase 1-like
Exons: 5
Coding region: 123-581 (152 amino acids)
Biological process (GO): N-acylphosphatidylethanolamine metabolic process
Cellular component (GO): cytoplasm
Molecular function (GO): A2-type glycerophospholipase activity; glycerophospholipid phospholipase A1 activity
Source: RefSeq, a predicted model, not a curated record
AUUGUCAGGGUCCCCUAUGCAAAACAUGACUGAGAUCAUCUCUCAGAUCAUCUCCAUAUGCUCUUUUGUCUGUGUGUGACCUGAUUUUCAACGCACACAGAAGAACCAACACAGCUAACACCAUGGGCCUGGGGAGUUCUCAUCCAAAGCCGUUCCCAGGAGACAUCCUGGAGUUUCCUCGGAAUAAAUACUUCUCCCAUUUCGGAAUUUACUACGGAGAGAGAGAUGGAGUUCCCUACGUAGCACAUCUCACCUGCAGAGACUCGGAGACGAAGCUCCUGCUUUUUGGUCGAGCCCUGAAGUCAGAGGUCAAACUGGACCCAGUGGAGGUGGUGGGACAGAGAUACAAGGUGAGGAACAUGCUGGAUGAGAUCCAUCCUCCCAGGGACUUCUACACUGUGGUGAAGCCUGCUAUAGACGAUAUGAUGGGUAAGGAUAUCACCUUCGACAUCUUGUUCCAUAACUCUGAACACCAGGCCACGCUCUUCAGAUAUGGACUCAAGAAGUCUACACAGAUUGAGAAGGUCUACAUCCAGAUCCUGCCCACCUGGAAGGAACUGUUUAAGAAGAGGAAGUUGUAACAAUGACUACAACAGUGACUGUGUUCUAGAACUCUGCCUACAGUCUGACGCCCCCCUCUCCCUGGACCUCAUACUGGGCCAUCACCUUUCUUACACCAGUACAUUCAUUUUAAAUCCUCGAGGGAGAAUCACCUGUCGUUCUACUCCUCACCAGCAGAGGAAACCAAAACAACUGACCAACUUACUUUCUGUUUUGCUCCACUGCGGUGAGGAUGGUGUGGAUCAGCCUAAGGAUUCCUGCUAAUGAGGAACAAGGAGAAUCAUAGCAGAUUGGAAUGUAUAGUUAAAAUAGUAUUUACCUCCAGUGUAGUGUAUAAUAACUCCAGUGUAGUGUAUAACUCCAGUGUAGUGUAUAACUCCAGUGUAGUGUAUAACUCCAGUGUAGUGUAUAACUCCAGUGUAGUGUAUAACUCCAGUGUAGUGUACAACUCCAGUGUAGUGUAUAAUAACUCCAGUGUAGUGUAUAAUAACUCCAGUGUAGUAUAUAACUCCAGUGUAGUAUAUAAUAACUCCAGUGUAGUUUAUAACUCCAGUGUAGUGUAUAACUCCAGUGUAGUAUAUAACUCCAGUGUAGUAUAUCAUAACUCCAGUGUAGUUUAUAACCCCAGUAUAGUGUAUAAUAACUCCAGUGUAGUGUAUAACUCCAGUGUAGUGUAUAACACCAGUGUAGUGUAUAAUAACUCCAGUGUAGUAUAUAACUCCAGUGUAGUAUAUCAUACCUCCAGUGUAGUUUAUAACUCCAGUAUAGUGUAUAAUAACUCCAGUGUAGUAUAUAACUCCAGUGUAGUAUAUAAUAACUCCAGUGUAGUAUAUAACUCCAGUGUAGUAUAUAAUAACUCCAGUGUAGUAUAUAACUCCAGUGUAGUGUAUAAUAACUCCAGUGUAGUAUAUAACUCCAGUGUAGUGUAUAAUAACUCCAGUGUAGUAUAUAACUCCAGUGUAGUAUAUAAUAACUCCAGUGUAGUGUAUAACUCCAGUGUAGUGUAUAAUAACUUCAGUGUAGUAUAUAACUCCAGUGUAGUGUAUAAUAACUCCAGUGUAGUGUAUAAUAACUCCAGUGUAGUAUAUAACUCCAGUAUAGUGUAUAACUCCAGUGUAGUGUAUAAUAACUUCAGUGUAGUAUAUAACUCCAGUGUAGUGUAUAAUAACUCGUGUAGUGUAUAAUAACUCCAGUGUAGUGUAUAACUCCAGUGUAGUAUAUAAUAACUCCAGUGUAGUAUAUAAUAACUCCAGUGUAGUAUAUAACUCCAGUGUAGUGUAUAACUCCAGUGUAGUGUAUAAUAACUCCAGUGUAGUGUAUAAUAACUCCAGUGUAGUAUAUAACUCCAGUGUAGUGUAUAACUCCAGUGUAGUGUAUAACACCAGUGUAGUAUAUAA